Messenger RNA from Naumovozyma castellii, 1005 nucleotides. It is a transcript of the gene CTO1, whose product is annotated as Cto1p. The record is from RefSeq and is a predicted model, not a curated record. Bases 1 to 1005 code for a protein of 334 amino acids. The transcript has a single exon. Lineage: Eukaryota; Fungi; Ascomycota; Saccharomycetes; Saccharomycetales; Saccharomycetaceae.
AUGAAAGUGUUAGAGCAUCCACUGCGAACUACAUUAACUCAUAAAUUACAACCGAUUACAAAAAUGAAAAACAUUUUGAUCACAGACUUUGAUGAAACGAUCACAGCAAAGGAUACAACUACUAUAUUAGCAAAAUUGCCAUAUAAACUAAAACCCAAUUUGAAACCAGAAUGGACCCAUUUCCAACAGAAUUACAUGGAUGCAUGUAAAAGGUAUAAGAAAGAUAAAAACUGGGGUGGGGCUAAGAGAGAGUUACCAUUGCUUCAAAUCAUUGAACGAUCUAACUUACCAAUGUGCGAGCAUUUCCAUUCCCUUCUAGAAUCAGAAUUUACUUAUCAAUCUGAGAGUAGCAUAAUCGAAAUGGCUAGUAUCUCUGAGCUUGAAAGAUGUGAAUUAUUCAAGGGAAUAAAUCACUCGCAAGUAGAUGAAUACGUUAAGCAAUUAUUGUUAGAAGAUCCUCUCCUAAUUAGAUCGGGGUUUCAAGAAUGUAUUCAAUCAUCCAUUGAGCCACAAGAUUUUUAUGUUAUCUCUGUAAAUUGGUCAAGGGAAUUUAUACUGAAGAUGAUGGGACUGAAUUUAGUCGAUCCAUCUCAUGUUUUUUGUAAUAAUCUGUUGUCAUCAUCUGGUGUAUACACAGGUCAAUUUUCUAAAGCAUUACUAACAGGAUCUGAUAAGGUUACUGCUUUGGAUAGCAUUCUAAAAGAAAGGACGGAACGUGGGUCUGAUUUUGCCAACUGUCGAUAUUGGUAUGUUGGUGAUAGUGAGACAGAUCUGCUACCUAUCUUUCAUCCAAAAGUAAAUGGAGUCAUUCUAGUUGAUCCUAGAGAGAACGCAAAAAAAUUUGCCAAAAUUUCCGAUCAGAUACUUGGUUUGAAAGUAAAGGAUAUUGAAAUGUAUAUGAAUCCAACGGUUAAAUAUAUUAAAUGCAUUGAGAAAAAUAAGGGAAAUUGUGUCUAUUUCGUCAAGACGUGGGAAACACUGGAACAACUAUUCGCAGCUAAUUAA